ACGGGUCUUGGCUCAGGGGCUGGGGCAGGGGUGGCCUUUACUCUUUGUGGGUUCGGCGACUUCCGGCGCGCAGGCCCGUCCCGGGCACCGCGCCCCAGUCCGUGACAGAGUUGGGAGUGCUCCUCCGCCUGCCCGCCUGCGAGGGGCUACGGGGGCCUGGAGCUAGGGGAGAGAGUUGCAGGGCCGGGAGGACCACAGGGCUGCGGCCGCAGGACAGUGAUUUGGACCUAGUGAAAGGACGUCGCCCCUUAGCCCCAGCUAUGGACUCCACAGCAUCAGUUCUCCCCUCUCAGGACUCUGCUCUUCCUCCAGAGAGAUACCCAGGAGAAAAGGGAACAACCAGUUUAUUCCUGAAAGCCAGGCCCCAGGAUCUGAUGACAUUUGAGGAUGUAGCUGUGGAAUUCACCCAGUGGGAAUGGGGGCAGUUGGACCUCGCUCAAAAGGACCUAUACAGGGCAGUGAUGCUGGAGAACUUCAAGAACCUGGCCUCUCUGGGGCUUCCGGUGUCUAAACCAUAUGUGAUCUCCCAGAUGGAGGAAGGGAAAGAGCCCUAUGUGUUAGAGGGAGAAAUCUCAACAGACUGGGAGAAAAGGCCUAAAGCCAAGGAAUCAAUACUAAAUCAGGGAAUUUCCAAAGAAGAAUUACUCCAGAUAGCAUCAGUGGAAAAACAUGUCAGAGAUGAACUCUGCUUCUGCAAACUGAAAGUAACCUAUGGUUGUGAUGACCAAUUAGAGAUACAUCCAGAAAACCAGGAGAGACAUCUGAAAGAAAUGUCGAUCACUCACAAAUCUACCACCCUUAAGAUAGAUCAUGAACGGAGUGAAUUUGGGAGAAGUUUAGGCUUAAGAUCAGUCCUAGUUAACCAACACAGUGUUCCUAUAGGAGAAGGAUCCUAUAAAUGUGAUACAGAAUUCAGACAGACUUCAGGGAGAAAUAACUCCCAGAGAACCCAUUCAGGAAAGAAACCUUGUAAAUGUAAUGAAUGUGGGAAGUCUUUCCAUUUCCAGUCAGAACUUAGGCGCCACCAGAGAUGUCACACUGGAGAAAAGCCCUAUGAAUGCAGUGAAUGUAGAAGAGCCUUUGGUCAUAUUUCAUCCCUUAUUAAACAUCAGAGAACUCAUACUGGAGAAAAGCCCUAUGAAUGCAGUGAAUGUGGGAGAGCCUUCAGCCAGAGUUCAUCUCUUGUUUUACAUUAUAGAUUUCAUACUGGAGAAAAACCUUACAAAUGUAAUGAAUGUGGAAGAGCCUUUGGACAUACUUCGUCUCUUAUUAAACAUCAGAGAACUCAUACUGGAGAAAAGCCCUAUGAAUGCAGGGAAUGCGGGAGAACCUUCAGUCAGAGUUCCUCUCUAAUCGUACAUUAUAGAUUUCAUACUGGAGAGAAACCUUACAAAUGUAAUAAAUGUGGGAGAGCCUUCAGCCAAAGUUCAUCUCUCACUCAACAUUAUAGAUUUCAUACUGGAGAGAAACCCUACAAAUGUAAUGAAUGUGGGAGAGCCUUUGCUCAUACUGCAUCCCUUAUUAAACAUCAGAAAAGUCAUGCUGGAAAAAAAGCCGUAUGAAUUCAGUGAAUGUAGGAAGGCUUUCAGCUGGAAUACACACAAUAUUCACAUGACACAUACUGGAGAGAGAUCCUAUAUGUGUAAUGUAUGUAGGAAGACUUUUGGUUGGAAGACCUAUCUUGUUCAACAUCAGACAGUACAUGCUAAAGAGAAGCUCUAUCGAUGUCAAGAGAGAAGGUGGGCUUUCAGUCACACCUCGCCUCUUAUCAAACACCAGAGGUUCCAUAUUAGUGAGAAACCAAGUAAAUGUGAUUGAUUUGGAAAGGCUUUUGUCAGAGGACACAAAUUAUUCAACAUAAGACAGUUUCUACUGGCAAGAAGGCUUAUCAAUGCAAUGAGUAUGACACAGCCUUCAGUCACAUACUGUUCAGUAAGUAAGUAAAUAAAUAUCAGAUAAUUCAAGUGUGGUAAAAGCCAUCUGUAAUACUUCUUCCCUUACUAAGCACCAAGAACACAUAUAAAAGAGAAGUCCUUUGAAAGCAAUAAAUGUGGGAAGGCCUUCUAUUAGAGCUCAUUUUUUUUUUUUAAAGAUUUUAUUUAUUUAUUUGAGAG
Molecule: messenger RNA, 2114 nt
Organism: Neomonachus schauinslandi (Hawaiian monk seal)
Lineage: Eukaryota; Metazoa; Chordata; Mammalia; Carnivora; Phocidae
Gene: ZNF514
Product: zinc finger protein 514
Exons: 6
Coding region: 261-1562 (433 amino acids)
Biological process (GO): negative regulation of transcription by RNA polymerase II
Molecular function (GO): DNA-binding transcription repressor activity, RNA polymerase II-specific
Source: RefSeq, a predicted model, not a curated record